AUGACUGCAGCUAACGGGGCACUUGAUGAAUUGCUGGAUUUAUUUAGCAGUAACGAACAAACUGAAAAAGCAUCAGUUAACAAUGGUGUGGAAGAGGUUCAAACACUCAAAGUUGAUAACAGCAUCAAGAAAAAAGAAUCAGUAAAUUUGGAUGCAGCUAACAUGUCUAGCAAAAUUAAUCCAUCGCGCCAAUUAAUUCCAAUAAAUUUCGAUUGUUCACAAAAUGUUUCUAAAAAUGAUCAAAAAGAAGGACCUGCAAGUGUGAGCAGUUUGCUACAUUCUGGUAUGACAAGCUCAAGCGAAGAUGAAUCGAAUCGAAGUCCUUAUCAUACCAUCUCUCUCAGUGCUACUGGUAAAAGCAUCAAAAAAACUUUGAAGAAUGCGCAAAACAAUUUCUCGAACUCAUAUAAUAUAACUGAAUCUAUAAAAAGACGAAAACUAAGUCUUGUAGAAAAGCGUAAUUCUCUUCAAGAAAAAGCCCAGCAGAUAACUCAGGCUGUGAGAUCAUUAUCAAAAAAUUCCUCUCAAAUUUUCGAUUCAUUCUUCAAUAUCCGUGUCAGAAACCCACUUCUUUCAUCUGCUGCUUUUGAAUCGUAUUGCGAUGGUUUGAGGAAAGUCCGAUUGAAUCAGCUGAAAUUGUUAACUCAACAGGAUUGUAACUGGAUUUCUUUGGCUGUUAUCGUGGAAAAAACUGGUUGCCGUAAAAGUGCAAAUGGUAAUGAGUACAUGGUUUGGAACGUCUCUGAUCUGGUGAAUUCUCAAAAUGAAAUUAUUAAAAUUCUUGUGUUUGGCGACUGCAUCAAAAAAUUUUGGAAACUACAACUUGGAUCCGUUAUUGCUUUAAUAACCCCUCCUUUUGCUGAGAGUAAUAAUAAACAAGCUCGGAAAUUCACAGCAAAUCGAGGCUCGUUUGCGUCAGUUUUAGCAAAUCCUACACGAAAGCCAGUGAUACAAAAUCCUAAUCUGUUUGUUUCUGAUAUGACAACAAGUUCAAGAGUUUCUGAAGGUCCCGUAAAUCUGUCGAAAAUAACUGAAAGUCGGAAAAGUGUUAAGCAGUUGAAAAAUGUAAGAUCAUCUAUUCAGGCAAAAAAUGUCAAGGAAUCUGAAAAGAUGGCACUGAGUGCUUUGCUUGAGAAAAAGAAAGAAAAUAAAAAGUCCGAGCAUUCUCCAGUGCUUGGAAAAGGUUUAAACUCUAAUUCUGUUUUACUGAAAAGCCCAAUGAAAGCAUCCAGAUUAAGCAUUUCUGAAGAUGCAAAGCUUAAAGCUGUUGCUGUAAUAAAAAACAAAGGAGGAUUAGAAAAAGCUGAUCCGAACUCAUUCACGAGCAAACUCAGGAAGAAAUGUCUACCCCAUUCUUCGAGUUGCAAAGAAAACUCAGAAACAAAAAAGUCAAGUGCGAUAGAAAAUAAAAGUUCACCAAAUGUCGCAAAUUCCUCUCAAAAAGUAAUUUACACACAGGAUGAAAUUUCCGCAUUGUUGCAAAAAAAAAGUAAUCAUGAAGAUGAUCUUCGACGCGAGGAUAAUGGUCGUGAUGAACUUUACUUUCAUGUCAUGGAGCAGAAAGAGAAAGUGGAAAAUCAUUUGACUAGUAUUAAAGAAAUUAAGAAUUGCAAUUUAAUUGUUUGCACGGAGUGCAAUUAUAAAUCACACAAGCAGAGUGACCUAUGCAAACAAUUAGGGCAUGUCGUGAAAUAUGGUAAGGCUAAUAAACGAUUUUUCCGAUGCAAGCAUUGUCACAAACGUACAGUAUCAUACGAUCGAUUGCCUUCUGUUCCAUGCUCGCAAUGUGGAGACAACAACUUCGAAAGAGUGGGGAUGAGGGACGAGCGGAAAGUGAAACUACCCCACGAAAAGUUGCUCUUACGUGGCGAAGAAUUAAAAUAUGUUAACCGUUAG
This is a messenger RNA of Thelazia callipaeda (thelaziosis nematode), 1896 nucleotides long. The record is from the annotation of a GenBank genome assembly. NCBI's taxonomy places the organism in Eukaryota, Metazoa, Nematoda, Chromadorea, Rhabditida, Thelaziidae.